GCUUAUCUGCGAGCGGUCGAUGUGAAGAUCCUGCAGCAGCUGGUGGUGGUGAAUGAGGGCAUUGAGGCGGUGAAGUGGCUGCUGGAGGAGAGGAAGCCCGCUGUGUCGUGUAGCCAGUACAGCCUGGUGGAGAGCCAGGUGGCCUCGCGGCGGGGCAGCUGGGACAGCCUGCAGGACCCCAACGACAGGCUGGACAGCAUCUCCGUCGGUAGCUACCUGGACACGUUGGCUGAUGACAUGGAUGAGUAUUCCCAAAACGCCGCUGAAACUGCCGCCGCAUCUGUGCCAGGCAGAGCCCUGGUCAGGGCGGAGCAGGAUUGGGUCAGGAUCGACCCUGAGAGGAGUCUUGCAAAGCAAGAGAAGGGCAAAGCAGAGCACGAGUGGCCCCACGUGGACCUCUCCCCACCUGGGCUGCCCCAGGAUCACCGGUUUGCUAAGGAGCCCCAGGUGGCCAACGGGUAUCUGGGACAGCAGCCGCCUUCUCUGGAACCAGGCAGAGACACCAAAUUGCCAUUGGGGGCUGGGGAGAGGCUGGGGAAGGGGAACCCGGGUGGGAAGGCUUGGAAAGCUGAGGCUGACUUUGAGAACUGUAAACUCAACAGCAAACUGCACCUGGAGUACGAUGCCCACUGGCGCUGGCUCCAGUCUCAGGACGAUGUGACGUUCUUGUAG
Tauraco erythrolophus (red-crested turaco) is the source of this 672-nucleotide messenger RNA. NCBI's taxonomy places the organism in Eukaryota, Metazoa, Chordata, Aves, Musophagiformes, Musophagidae. The record is from RefSeq and is a predicted model, not a curated record.